Messenger RNA from Anthostomella pinea, 1035 nucleotides. NCBI's taxonomy places the organism in Eukaryota, Fungi, Ascomycota, Sordariomycetes, Xylariales, Xylariaceae. The record is from the annotation of a GenBank genome assembly.
AUGCCAGCUGAGUCCGAUAUCCAACAUGUCACCGGCGUCUCGAUUCGGACUCGGACCAUGCCUCAGUUCAGCGGGAGCGAGAAGCCGCGCAGGUGGAUAAAACGAUACCGCACCGAGGUCGCUGCCUCCGCCGCCAGCGUUCUCUCUACCGUCACCGCGUUCCCCCUUGACAGUGUCAAGACUCGCAUGCAAACCUAUCCCUAUAAUGGAGCCUUGCACUGCGUUCGAAUGACACAUCGGUUGGAGGGCAUCCAUGGUUUCUUUCGUGGUGUGACCGCUCCCUUGGCUAGUGUGACCCUCGUACGAACUAUUUCCUUCUCGAUCUACCAGCGCUCGAAACACGACUACUCCAACUGGAUGAAAAAGCAUAUGGGGUUUUGUCCACUCGAGCAUGUCAAUGCGGCUGGCACCUAUCCCAACCUGGGCACCAUUGCCUGCUUUGGGGCCGCCGGAGCCACUGCCGGCUCCUGCAUCACAUUCAUAGCCUGCCCUUUCGAAUUGACCAAGCUAAGCGCACAGGUCUCGGUUCUCAUGGCGAACCAGAAGAACGCCGAUCCCAAGAAACAGGCUAUCGCGAUGAGCUAUCACAACAAAGGAACAUUCAAGACCCUAGCCAACAUCGUCAAACAUCGAGGUUAUAGUGGCAUGUAUACUGGACUGAAUCUGCACCUGUUGAGAGAUACACUGGGAACUGGAAUCUAUUUCGCCACCUACGAGAGCAGCAAGCAUUUUCUGACGACGUUCCUCGGAAAGGAUGCCCAUAAGAACCCAAUUGCCGUUCUGGCUGCGGGAGGUCUUUGUGGCAUCGUUUCCUGGGCUUUAAUCUACCCUAUCGAUUCGGUCAAGAGCAUCUACCAGCGAAAUGCCUUGAUGUACUCGAAGGGGCAGAAGGUUCCCAUCCCCAAGAUCCAGUUCUUCAGACGCGACAUGUACCGCGGGCUCGGUGUGUCUAUGGGACGUUCAGCCGCGGUCAAUGCGGUGUUCUUUUCGGCAUUUGAGUUCCUCAAGAAGAAGAUCAACGCUCUCCAGGAUUAA